UCAAUGACUGGCUGAUGAGAUUUUAUUGCAGUUAACAACGUCUCCUCAGAUAAUUUGAAGUUAAAUUCCGCACUAUGGCUGGAGAUGGAACUACAAUAAAAAAUCGGAUAACGAAUUUCCUCCGGUCGCCCUCCAUCAAACUGAAAAGGAGUCGCACGAAGGAAAACCUAACAACUAAGGUGACCCUUGAAAGGGUGCUGGGUGUCACAACCUCUGGGAACAGUGGCCUGACCUGUGACCCCAACACUGGCCUGGUGGCCUAUCCUGCAGGAUGUGUGGUUGUGCUGUUGAACCCAAAGAAGAACAGACAGCAGCACAUCGUCAACACAUCCCGGAAAGCAGUCACUACAUUAGCCUUCUCCUCAGAUGGCAAGUACCUGGUCACAGGAGAGUGUGGCCACCUGCCAGCGGUGCGUGUGUGGGACGUGUGUGAGGGCUCCCAGGUGGCCGAGCUGCAGGGUCAUAAGUAUGGUGUGUCCUGCGUGGCCUUCUCGCCCAACAGCAAGUACAUCGUCAGCGUGGGCUACCAGCAUGACAUGAGUGUCAAUGUCUGGGCCUGGAAGAGAAAUAUUGUGGUGGCUGCCAAUAAGGUGUCCAGUAAAGUGACGGCGGUGUCCUUCUCAGAGGAUAGCUCUUACUUUGUGACGGCAGGAAACAGGCAUGUCCGCUUCUGGUACCUCGAUCACUCCGGUUCUGCCAAGGUUGACGGCCCUAUGCCCUUAAUGGGCAGAUCUGGCCUGCUCGGAGAGCUCCAGAACAACUUCUUCUGUGACGUGGCAUGUGGGCGUGGCAGUCAAUCAGGAAGCACCUUCUGCAUCACUUCCUCCGGGCUGCUGUGCGAGUUCAACGAGAGGAGGAUGCUGGAGAAGUGGGUGGACCUCAGGACGUCCAUGGCCAGAUCCUUAUGGGUAACAGCGGAUCGGAUCUUCUGCGCGUGUGCAGAGGGCACCGUGCGCACCUUCAGCCCUGCGGACCUGCGCUUCUUGGGUACCUUGCCUCGCCCACAUCACCUGGGCACGGACGUAGCGGCUGUCACCCAGCCCAGCCACCUGUACUCCACCCAGCCAGAUGCACACUAUCCAGACACAGUGGCAGUGACCUUUGACCCUGCCAAUGGUUGGGUGACGUGUGUGUAUAACGAUCACAGCCUGUACGUGUGGGAUGUGCGUGACCUGCAGCGUGUGGGGAAGGUCUUUUCUGGCCUCUACCACUCCGCCUCUGUCUGGGACCUGCAGGUGUAUCCAGACAGUCCUGACGCUACUGAAUCGCUGCCUAGCUCCACCUCUUUCCUGACUUGCUCCGCUGAUAACACCAUCCGCCUGUGGCAUUCCGAUGGGCAGCGCUCUGUUCCCAAGGGCAACAUCCUUAGCAAUGACCUGCUGAAGGUGAUUUACGUGGAGAGUGGCAGUGCCACCAUGCUGGACACAGACAUGUGCAGCACCUCUGGGGUGGAGAAGCAGGACAGUGUGGCCCCCGAGGUCAGGACGGGCAUCCGCACCAUCGGCGUCAGUCCAGACGGCAGGCACCUGGCCUCAGGAGACCGCACCGGCACACUUAGGGUGCACAAUCUGAGCAGCAUGGAGGAGAUUCUGAAGGUGGAUGCCCAUGACGCUGAGAUCCUCUGUCUGGAGUACUCUAAACCUGAGACUGGUCUGCGGCUGUUAGCGACUGCGGGUCGUGACCGUCUCAUCCAUGUGUUGAACGCUGAAGAAGACUACGGCCUGCUGCAGACGCUGGAUGAGCACUCUUCCUCCAUCUCCGCCGUACGAUUUGCUGCGGCCGAUGGGAAGGUGAAGAUGAUCAGCUGUGGAGCUGACAAGAGUGUCUACUUCAGGACAGCCCACAGGACACUCAGAGGAAUGGAGUUCAAGCGCACUCAUCAUGUGGUGAGGAAGACCAGCCUCGCUGAUAUGGAUGUGGAUCCCACAUGCAAAUACGCAGCUGUGGGAUGUCAGGACCGCAGCAUCAGGGUGAUCUUCAACAUCAGUAAUGGCAAACAGAAGAAGUCCUUUAAGGGCUCCCAAGGCCUGGAUGGCAGCCUACUGAAGGUCCAAACUGACCCUUCAGGACUCUAUGUGGCCACAAGCUGCUCUGAUAAGAACAUCUGCCUGUACGACUUCCACUCAGGAGAGUGCGUGGCCACCAUGUUUGGUCACUCAGAAAUUGUAACAGGCAUAAAGUUCACCAGUGACUGCAGGCAUCUGAUCUCUGUGUCUGGAGACAGCUGCGUCUUUGUGUGGCGUCUGGCCCCUGAGUUGACCCUCAACAUGCGGGAACACAUGGCACUGCGCAAGAAGGCACAGACUGGCACCAUGGGCAAGAAUCCCAGAGUCAAGCAAGAGCUGCACAGUGCUCCAUCACUGAUUGGUUAUCAGGACACAGACAGUGAGAAGGAGGAGGAGGAGGAGGAAGAAGAGGAUGUUGAUGAUGAAGAGAUGAAGGUGUAUCAGGGAGAAGAGGCAAGGGAAGAGGAACUCAAUAAUCAGAGAGAUGCCCUGCAACAUACUACCUCUGAGAGCAGUGUAGGGGAAGACAUGGGAGCUUCAGAUGUUGUUGCUGACUGGGAGCCCGUCCAGGUCCAAACAGGGGCUGACAAUCCUCCCCAGCUUGCUGGUCCGGUCGAGGCCCAAGCCCGUCCCCGUCGGCGCUGGUCCUGUCGGGUCAGCUCUGUGGAGCUGGUGGUCCAGUCCAUGAUGGAGCUGAGGCAGCUGGACCUGCUGUCCAAAAUUGACCCAGAGGAGAACAGCCCGGAGCCCCAGCGCUGUACUUCCAUCCAGAAGGGGGCAGUGGAUCCCCCGGGGGGCCGUGUGAAGAGGCGCAGGCCACGGCCCCACUCCGCCUGGUUGGCCCCUGCCCUGACCCCUGAACCCGAGGGCGUGGUCCUCUACCCUGAGCAGCAGUGGGGCGGCAGCAGCGAGUUCCAGGUGAGGGCGGGCCACAGGUACAGCCAGGACUCGCAGGACUCCCGGUGGUCCCACAGCCGCAGCCCGGACAGCGCAGGGUCCCUGGGCUACUGCAGCGGCGUGUCCAGCCCCGACCACAGGAACCUCGACUCUGAAAGCCUGGAGGGCCUCAGCACAGACACGGAUGACAUCCACACGGAUGACAAUACAGAGGAUGAGGAAGAUGAAGAUGCUCAGUUUGAGACGCUAUCAGACCUCAGAAGCAGCACUGGAAGCCUUGGGAGAACUCUACACAGACCACUGCAGAGGACCACCAUCUCUGCUCGCUUCCUAGCUCAGGGGCACACCGCCUGGAGUCACUCCCGCAUCCCGCGACGGAAGGAUGAGUGUCAGAGUGUUGGCGAGCGGUCCCUAGUCUCCAGUGUGCGCCCCCUGCUGACAGACGAGGGCCAGUACAGGAGCUCCGACGCCCAGGGCCUAGAGAGGGGCAGUGUGAGCAGGGCCGCCGUGCCCAUGCGCAGGAGGACCCCAGGGGCAUGCGCAACCAGGGUCAUGGCGCCCAGUGCCCGGGCCCCGCCGCUGAUGCAGAAGUCCCUCUCCGCUCAGAACCUGUCUGGAGAUGGUGCAUCUCUCUGCCGUCGGAGAGCCACCACACCGUCUCGCCUGAGGAGAGACCUCCAGCUCGCUCCACCCUCCUCCCCUCAGUGCACCCCGUCGCCCUCGGUGACCUCCGUCAGCACGCCCUCCUCCCCACCCCAAUCCUGGAGGUCCCGCUCCUACAUGAGCCCCACCACCAGCUCCAAGGCCAAGGUCUGCCGCUCCGUGUCCGUCGGAGAGGGCCUCAACCUGGGCAGUGGCUCAGCCGAGGCUGGCCUUGGGUCCCCCGGAGUCCUGGAGCCCAGCUUGGGGAGCCCUGCCAAGGCACCAUUGAGGGCCCGCCUCUCUGUGGAAGGGAACAGCUUUGAUAGGCUGAGCACCCAUGCUCUCUCAGCCAAUCACAAGGAGGCUCAGGAGUAUGCACUGUACGGGAGCAGAGAGGGCCUGAUGAAUCAGCUCAGCCAGGCGUUUCCGGACAACAAGGAGCAAAUGUUUGUGGGGAAGCGAGUGGAGGAUUGUGGGAAGGAGCGGCCUCUGAUGGCCGUGCAGGCGUUCUCCGUGGUCACCGAGGACUCGUCCAGCGCAGGUGGGCUUCGCCGCCACCGUCGUUCGUCCUCCAUCAUCAUGGCAACUGUGCCGCUGCAAUAUCUUCCUCCUCAUCAUCAUCUUCCUUAUGACUAUCAUCUUCCUCCUUCUCACCAUCAUCUUCCUCAUGACUAUCAUCUUCCUCCUUCUCACCAUCAUCUUCCUCAUGACUAUCAUCUUCCUCCUUCUCACCAUCUUCCUCAUAACCAUCAUCUUCCUCCUCCUUAUCAUCUUCCUCACGAGCACUCAUCUCUCCCUCCCUGCUGCUCCUCUGCCUCGUGGCCUGUUUGCCACUCUGCUCUUAACCCUGUGUGCUCCAGUGUGUCCAGCCACUCCACAGGCACAGCAGUCAGUGUGGAGACGUGCCGGGAGGCUGCAGGAGAGCUCCAGAGGACGGUGGAGAGGACCAUGCAGCUCUACAAGAUGGUGAAUGGCGGGGGCUGCCUUGGGGGUGCUGAGCAGGAGGAGAUGGAGCGUGUGCUGGGGGAGGCGUUGGGCCGAGUGCGCUCCAUGGUCGACUGUGUCCCAGCAACACCGCCCAGGGUGGGGGAGGGACAGGCAGGGGGAGGGGGGGUGGCCCUGGCUCUGCUGGAGCAAUACUCUCAGCUGCUGCUAAAAUCUGUGGAACAGCGACUGGUGAGCAAGGUCUGAUCUCUCGCUCUCGCUCUCACACACACACACACACACAGACACACACACAGACACACACGCACACACACACACACACACACACACACACACACACACACACACA
Messenger RNA from Alosa alosa (allis shad), 4839 nucleotides. RefSeq names its product mitogen-activated protein kinase-binding protein 1-like. The record is from RefSeq and is a predicted model, not a curated record. Gene Ontology annotation, molecular function: protein binding. The transcript is spliced from 29 exons. The coding region runs from base 75 to 4736 and encodes 1553 amino acids. NCBI's taxonomy places the organism in Eukaryota, Metazoa, Chordata, Actinopteri, Clupeiformes, Clupeidae.